CAGUCUUCACAUUCCUCAAAGCAAACCUAUUCCGAUUCUUAUUUUGCUUCCCCUCUUUUUCUUUCUCUUCUCUCAAAGUCAAAAUUCAAUUCCACUUUUGACAGAUUCAUUCAUUCCCUGUUCGGCGAGAGAUCAUGGCGAUGAUUGCGGACAUUCUCGUUGCGGCUGACACCGUCGCAGUCACCGCUGCGAAAGGCCUAUGCGUCCUCCGUAGCUGCCAUUCCACCUGCAACGUUUCCGUCACCGAUUCCCUCGCCGACCAGAUCUCGGCCAUCCUUCAGCCUUACGACGCGGUGGCGCCGCCGCCAGUGAAGCCUAGAUCGUACAGGGUGCCGCGUCGGACGCUUCUUCGGAAAAAACGACGAACGAAGCGCAAGUUGUCCGGCGAUGGCGCCGGGGACAAGGGAAACGAGGGCUUUUUCUUUGGCGACGGAGACGAUGGUGUUUUCGGAGGCGGCGGCGGCGGAGGGUUCGGAGGAAGCGGCGGAGGUUGGAAUUUCAAUAGGUUUGGGGACGGGCAUAAUGAUUGGGAUGAACAUUCGAUUCCGGACCCUGCGUUCGAUUUCGUGUACCAGGUGCUGUCUUGGAUCAUGCUUUCGAAUUGCAUCCAUUUCGCGUUCAAGAGGAUCGUUCAAAUCCUUGCGGAUGGCGCGAUUGUGGAUUCUGGUGAUAGGGAAAAAGUUCCAGCUAGAUUAACCCCAAUUUGUUGAUUUGCUAGUUCAUACUUCUUGGACUGAUUUUAUUUUCAAUUUAAUAUUUGCCAGAUAUGAUGAUAGUUCUUAUUGAAUUGGAAUGCCAUGUAGAGAUAGCAGAUGCUUGAUUAUUACUGUCUUUAUUCCAAAAUCGAGGAAUCAUGAUCACAUUACUCUUGAACAUUUCCCCCCCUCUUAUUACUGCCAUCAUUGUACUUGUACAGUGUAUGCUGUAGGAUUGAUUGGUUGUUUAAAGUUUGAACCUACCGGAGUUGAAGUGUUUAAUCU
This is a messenger RNA of Arachis ipaensis, 980 nucleotides long. Its product is annotated as glycine-rich protein. NCBI's taxonomy places the organism in Eukaryota, Viridiplantae, Streptophyta, Magnoliopsida, Fabales, Fabaceae. The record is from RefSeq and is a predicted model, not a curated record.